This is a messenger RNA of Cercospora beticola, 1339 nucleotides long. RefSeq lists its product as uncharacterized. Lineage: Eukaryota; Fungi; Ascomycota; Dothideomycetes; Mycosphaerellales; Mycosphaerellaceae. The record is from RefSeq and is a predicted model, not a curated record.
UCUUCUUCUACACACUGCACAAUGGACAACAUCACCACGAGCGCCCAUCAUGGGCCGGCGUCGCCAUCCGAGUGUGUCAUCCAUGGAUCUCAGUCCGACCUUGAUAGCCCCAUCGCGAUUGGGGUGUUUGUCUCCUAAUUUAUAUCUACACUACUGGACGUACUCUUUCGAGACCGUCUGGUAGCCGAUCGCCGUCAAACACGAUCAACAGAUCCAUACAUAACACAAGAAGAAGCCUGCAUAUCGGACACUGGAGCUAGUCCACGCCAAAACCGAUUGCUUAUUGUCGACAACCGCAACCAUGCACUUCGAUCACCUCCCAAGCGAGCUGUUGACGCAGAUCUUUCUGUCUCUCCCGAGCAUCUCAUCUGCCAUCGCACUAUCCUCCACCAACAGUCGCUUCUACGACAACUACCACUCAUCGAAGAAGCUCGACAUCCUACGAGCUGCCGUCGAAUCCGAGUUCGGACCUAUUCAAGACGUGGUCCAGGUUCUGACUCAGAACAACUCGCAACCUGCACACACCCAGCGCGAUGUCCCCGUCUCGGACGCGUUCCUUCGUCAGAUCGUCAAGGCAGGACGAAUCGCACAGCGCUAUGAAGAGAUCUACACAUUCAAGAAGUGGAAAACAGACUAUGCCAAUCGUCGGCUGUUGAGCGAUUCAGAACGCUACAAAUUGAGACGUGCCAUCUACCGCCUGUGGCUGUAUGACAAAGCCUUUCACAAUGCCGCCCACGUACGUACGUGCCGCACCUUGCCGGGCACGGUGUUCAAUCGAGCUGCGCUCUUGCACAAUUGGUCAAACGCCGAGCUUGCAGAAAUGAUGGAUGUCCACAACAUUCUCAAGGACAUGAUCGCCAACAACAUCUGUCCCUCCAACGGCAAAAUCAGACAAAAGUUCUCCAAGCGCUUUCCCGACAGCAACCAGCAACUACUCUUCAACAUCCACCUAAACUACCCUCCAGCGCCAUCGUCAUUCGUGCCAGACGGAUGGUACUACAACUCCUCAAUAGCCUCCUCUCGCUACCAAUCGCGACUUUCUCCAUCACGAUUCCACGAACCUGGUGCAGAGGGUUGGGGAGAUGACAUCUCGCACUAUUAUGUCGUGGAAGACAUGAUGAAAAUGGAUCCCGAGCAGAUUCUGUAUCUGCGGGACAAUUGCCCUCUCAAGGCACAGGUUGAGAUGCAUGUCAGAGGUCUGGGAGAUUGGUUCGUCAAUAACGGAGAGACCUUUUCCGAGACAGUUGCACAUGUGAUGGCACAAAGAGGCGAAAAUGUGGAGGAAUGGAAGGUGCGCAUUGAAAACGAAGAUGCUGGCAUUGCUGUUUCUGAAGAAUAG